GCGGGGCGGGCGCGGCACGCGCACCGGCAUCAACCUGGCUCCGCCGCGGCAGGGGUUGGGGCACAGCCAGCUGGCAGUGGCUCCGGCGGCGCCCUUAAAUAGCAUCCGAAGUCGGUGCAGGGUAGGCAUUGGACUGCGGUGACACCCGGCAGUGGAGCGGCCCGGCCAUCGGAGGAGGUGCCGGGAGUCAUAGGCCCUUCGUCAGCUUCAUCUGCAGUCAUCACAUGUUGUGUGUAUAGUAUGUUCGCUCCUGCAGCUGGACAAAGGCUUGAGGAACUCUAGAAGGACAGUAACAUCCACAUCUCACAUUUGGCGUUUAUAAGUGACUUCAAGAAGAUGCUGCUGACUAAUCAGAGUGUACAAGACAGAACUCACCCUAGGGAAUCACCAACACUGGAUGAUGGAAGCCCACGAGCUGUUCCGGUAUUUUCGAAUGCCAGACAUGGUUGACUUCCGGCAGUACAUCCGCACUUUACCCACACACACACUCAUGGGCUUCGGUGCCUUUGCAGCACUCACCGCUUUCUGGUACGCCACGAGACCCAAGGCCCUGAAACCACCAUGUGACCUCUCAAAGCAGUCAAUAGAAGUCCCGGGUAGUGGUGGCGCAAGGAGAUCUACGUUACUCAGCAGUGAUGAGCCACUGGUGUAUUUCUACGAUGAUGUCAGAACGUUGUAUGAAGGUUUUCAGAAGGGUAUUCUGCUGUCAAAUGAUGGUCCUUGUUUAGGCUCACGGAAACCAGACCAACCCUAUGAAUGGAUUUCAUACAAACAAGUAGCAGACAGGUCGCAAUGUGUGGGCUCAGCGCUACUCCAGAAGGGCUUCAAGGCUUCCCCAGACCAGUUCAUUGGCAUCUUUUCUCAAAACAGACCUGAGUGGGUGAUCAUUGAACAGGGAUGCUUUACUUAUUCAAUGGUGGCCGUCCCCCUCUAUGAUACCCUUGGAGCCGACGCAAUCACCUACAUAAUUAACAAAGCUGAACUUGCUCUGAUUUUUGUUGACAAGCCAGAGAAGGCCAACCUCUUACUAGAAGGCAUAGAAAAUAAAUUAACACCAGGCCUUAAAACCAUAGUUCUCAUAGAAUCCUACAGCAGCGAUCUGUUUGAACGAGGCAAGAAAUGUGGGGUGGAAAUCACCAGCUUGAAGGCCAUGGAGGACCUGGGAAGAGCCAACAGGAUGAAGCCCAAGCCUCCUGCACCUGAAGAUCUUGCAGUUGUUUGUUUUACAAGUGGAACUACAGGCAACCCCAAAGGAGCACUGAUCACUCAUCGAAAUAUAGUGAGUGAUUGUUCAGCUUUUGUGAAAGUGACAGAGAAUACAGUCUCUCCUACUCCAGAUGAUACUUUGAUCUCUUUCUUGCCUCUCGCCCAUAUGUUUGAAAGAGUUGUAGAGUGUGUCAUGCUGUCUCAUGGAGCUAAGAUAGGAUUUUUCCAAGGAGAUAUCAGGCUGCUGAUGGAUGACCUCAAGGUGCUUCAACCCACUAUCUUUCCUGUGGUUCCCAGACUGCUGAACCGAAUGUUUGAUCGAAUUUUUGGACAAGCAGACACCUCACUGAAACGAUGGCUAUUGGACUUUGCCUCCAAAAGGAAAGAAGCAGAGCUGCGCAGUGGCAUCAUCAGAAACAACAGUGUGUGGGAUAAGCUCAUCUUCCACAAAAUACAGUCAAGCUUGGGAGGAAAAGUCAGACUGAUGAUCACAGGAGCCGCACCCGUAUCCGCCACUGUGCUGACGUUUCUGAGAUCAGCUCUUGGCUGUCAGUUCUAUGAAGGCUACGGACAGACUGAGUGCACUGCAGGCUGCUCCCUGACUUUGCCUGGAGACUGGACAGCAGGCCAUGUCGGUGCUCCAAUGCCUUGCAACUUAAUAAAGCUUGUUGAUGUGGAAGAGAUGAAUUACAUGGCGUCCAAGGGCGAGGGCGAGAUUUGUGUGAAAGGGCCAAAUGUAUUUCAAGGCUACUUGAAGGACCCAGCAAAAACGGCAGAGGCCCUGGAUAAAGAUGGCUGGUUACACACAGGGGACAUUGGAAAAUGGUUGCCAAAUGGCACACUGAAGAUAAUUGACAGGAAAAAGCACAUAUUUAAAUUGGCACAAGGGGAAUACAUUGCACCUGAAAAGAUUGAAAAUAUCUACAUGCGAAGUGAACCUGUUGCUCAGGUGUUUGUCCAUGGAGAAAGCUUGCAGGCGUUUCUCAUAGCAAUCGUGGUACCAGAUGCUGACACAUUAUGUCCAUGGGCCCGAAAGAGAGGGCUAGAAGGCUCUUUUGAAGAACUGUGCAGAAGCAAGAGUGUCAACAAAGCUAUCCUAGAAGACAUGGUGAGACUUGGGAAAGAAUCUGGUCUAAAACCAUUUGAACAGGUCAAAGGUAUUGCUCUCCAUCCUGAAUUAUUUUCUAUCGACAAUGGCCUUCUAACUCCAACAAUGAAGGCUAAAAGGCCAGAGCUUCACAAUUUUUUCAAGCCAAAGCUUGAUGAACUUUAUGCCACCAUUAAAGUCUAAUUGUGAGGAAGAAAGCCCAGAAGAAACCACACACCUCCACAAUCUCCUACUGAUGGCCUUCGUGUUGGUAAUUUUGACUCUAGCAAGCAUAGGGAAGGAAACGUCCAUGUUUGACUUGUCCAUUCAGGGUUCUUGUCAUAGGAAUAUUAGAGGAAAUGAACACUGCCUUAUAGUCACCUCGUGUCGCAGACUGGUGAUACACAAUUUCCAAAAUGAGCCUUAAAAUUUGGAAAGGGGAAACUAUAAAUGUGCUAAGUUAUUUGAGACUUCCUCAUUUUAAAGGACGGUUGUCAGAACUUGUGUCUCCCUGUUUUUCUAACCAAGGGAUUAGGACUUGGCUAUUUCUGAGAUGUCUGCUGCUUGUUGCAAAGUCUGCAGUUGUCUGCUGCUCUACACUGGAGGGGAACUGCUCCUUAAAAACAAGAACAGCUGUCCUGGCUGGAAAAUAACACAAGAAAGAGGACCAGAAAUUGUUUUGUUCACCCUCACUACCUUCCCUUCUCCAUCUCACAUGGACUCACUAUCCAUUUGGUCAAGGUUUAUGAGACUCAUGCUCAUCUCCAAAGUCUCUUUAUGUUUCUGUGGCUAAGUUAAAUCCCUAGUGAAGUGAAGGAAUGACUCACCUCAGAAGAAUGCAGAUACUGAAGCUCAGAUGAAUGGUCAUUGACCAGCAGAACGGGUUCUGGCUCACACAGCAAAGUGGUCUCAGACCGUCUUCUUCAGACCAGAUUCCCACCCUCCAUUCCUUCCCAGGGCCUGUUUAGAAAAACCUGCCUUAUAUUCUACAUGGAAAACAAGCAUUUCAAGAAGAAUAUAAUUACUUGGAUCAACUGUGAUGCCUAAAUAGCUGUCAAUUUGAUCCCACUGAACCACUCAUUCUGUUUAUAAUGGCCAAUGGAAUUUUAAUGUGGUUUUCAUAUCAGAAGAUCAUGUUGUGAUUAACAGGUUCCUCCCCUCCAAUAAAGUCUCAGGCAAGGCAUGUCUUUAAAAAAUUAUUAAGGAAGUAGGUAUACCUGGGUACUUAUUGAAAUGGACAGUAAUAAACAAAUGUUCAUAUACAGCUACCUGAUUUCUAUGAAAUGUAUUUGACAAGCCAAAAUUCUAGGAUGUUGAAAUCUGGAGAACUCAUUUCCUGGGAUGAACAUCUCAAGGGAUUUUUUUUUUAAUAAGUUAAUUUGGGAAAUUAGGGACUCACUUUACUGCAGGUCUUUGCCACACGUGACUGAAUUAAGUUGUCAUUUAUACAUUUAAAGUGUUUGUUUUGGGAUGUGUGAGAGUACAUGUAUUAUAUAAGCACAACCUGGUUUGCACUAAAGAAUUGUCAUUGUAAUAACACUAUUUGGUAGCCUAACUUCAUGUGUGUGUUCUUAACUGCACAAAAAAGUCAAUAAUUUGUCACAUUGGGGUUUUGAAUGUUUUGCUUUGUGUUGGCUCUUUCUAUGUUUUAUAAACCAAAACAGAAUUUCCAAAAACAAUGAAGGAAACCAAAAUAAAUAUUUCUGCAUUUCAAGAGAA
Molecule: messenger RNA, 4012 nt
Organism: Erinaceus europaeus (western European hedgehog)
Lineage: Eukaryota; Metazoa; Chordata; Mammalia; Eulipotyphla; Erinaceidae
Gene: ACSL1
Product: acyl-CoA synthetase long chain family member 1
Exons: 24
Coding region: 398-2497 (699 amino acids)
Biological process (GO): long-chain fatty acid metabolic process; very long-chain fatty acid metabolic process; long-chain fatty-acyl-CoA biosynthetic process
Cellular component (GO): membrane; endoplasmic reticulum
Molecular function (GO): arachidonate-CoA ligase activity
Source: RefSeq, a predicted model, not a curated record